Molecule: messenger RNA, 2856 nt
Organism: Rhinocladiella mackenziei CBS 650.93
Lineage: Eukaryota; Fungi; Ascomycota; Eurotiomycetes; Chaetothyriales; Herpotrichiellaceae
Product: aspartate-tRNA(Asn) ligase
Exons: 2
Coding region: 1-2856 (951 amino acids)
Biological process (GO): aspartyl-tRNA aminoacylation
Cellular component (GO): aminoacyl-tRNA synthetase multienzyme complex; cytosol; cytoplasm
Molecular function (GO): aspartate-tRNA ligase activity; ATP binding; RNA binding
Source: RefSeq, a predicted model, not a curated record
AUGUCUGUCCUCCGCAAACUUUCCAAACACGUUCAUCCCAACGGGGGUGACUCCCCAAAGCUCAGCGGGGAGAUUUCCCCAGUCUCCUCUCAAAGUCCUGGGCCUCACCGCCGAUCCCUGGCCCAGUUCCUUCAUCUGGACAAAGACAGUUUCUCCAGCGACAACGAAUCCGAGAUGAGUGACUUUGACAGCGAUGGCAUGAGCAAGAAUGCACAAAAGAGGGCGAUCAUAAAACAGAGAAAGCAUGAACACCGCUCAAGGCUGAGCCUUGAGAAUCGGGAUGAUUCUGAAGAGCGCACCAAGAAGAGGCUGGAGGAGGCCGCCAAAACCGAGACUGAAGAAAUGAAGGGCCACUAUGGCGAUCUGCCUCUCAUGCAGUCCACCACCCGCCAUGCCACGAACCGCAUUGACAUCAGCACCAUUACCGAAGAGAUGGCCGACAAAGAGGUCACCUUCCGCUGCAGGCUUCACCACGUCCGUAACAUGGGUGCCAAAUUGGUCUUCCUCAUCUUCCGACAACAGAUCACCACCAUCCAGGGCGUGCUCGUGGAGGAACCUGGCAAGGUCUCUGCGAUCAUGAUCCAUUGGGCGGAGCAUUUGCGCACCGGUAAUAUUAUGCUGGUUAAGGGUAUCCUUCAGAAGCCGCAAAUCCCAGUAAAAUCGGCUUCCAUCCACACUGUAGAGGUGAAAGUAACCGACUUGCACGUCAUCGUUAAACGGGCCGAGCCCGUUCCAUUCUCGGUUCAGGAAGCCGAGUUGACCAUUCUCAAUGACGGACAAAAAGUCGAUGGCCGCCAAAGUCAAAUUCCCGACCGCGUCAGACUCACGAACCGUAUCAUGGACUUGCGGACUGCCACCUCACAGUCUAUCUUCCGCAUCCAGGCAGCCGUGGGCAAUCUUUUCCGAACUUCGCUUGAUGAUCUGCAUUUUGUUGAAAUACACACACCAAAACUCCAAGGUGCUGCAACCGAAUCUGGCGCGUCGGUCUUCAAGGUCAACUACUUUGGCCGUCCCGCAUUCUUAGCCCAGUCUCCCCAGCUUGCCAAACAGAUGGCCAUCGCGUCCGAUUUCGAGCGAGUCUACGAAAUUGGCGCCGUCUUCAGAGCUGAAAAUUCUAAUACCCAUCGUCACUUGACUGAAUAUACUGGCCUCGAUCUGGAAAUGGCCAUUGAGGAGCAUUACCAUGAAAUGAUGGAUGUUAUCGACACCACUCUCAAGAACAUUUUCAAGGGUAUCUACGCCAAAUAUCGCAGCGAAAUCGAAAUCAUCAAGGAGCAAUUCCCGAGUGAGGAUCUUGUGUGGUUGGAAGAAACCCCAAGAAUUCCAUUCCAAGAUGCUGUCAAACUUUUAACUGAUUCUGGAUGGCUGAACGAAGAUGGCGAACCAGUUUCGCCUCUUGAAGACCUUGCCACGAGAGAUGAGAUUCGUCUCGGCGAGCUUAUCAAAGAGAAAUACAAGACCGACUACUACAUCUUGGACAAAUUUCCUCGAUCAGCGCGACCUUUCUACACCAUGCCCGAUGCCAAGGACGAGAGAUACACCAACUCUUUCGAUGUGUUUGUUCGCGGUCAAGAAAUUAUCUCCGGAGGCCAACGUAUCCAUGAGUCCAAGAUGCUGGAGGACAACAUGCGCAUGGUGGGUAUCGACCCCGAUGACAUGUCCGACUACAUGGAAGGCUUUAAAUGGGGUGCUCCACCACACGCUGGCUGUGGUGUUGGUCUUGAACGUAUUGUCAUGCUUAUCCUCAAGCUCGGUAACAUUCGUCUGGCCUCGUUGUUCCAUAGAGAUCCCAAGUCAUUCCCACCCAAGCCUGCCGUCGAGAAACUUCGACACCCCGAGGCUGACACGUUGAAUCCGGUUUGGCGUCAAGAACGUGGACGCGAGGUUUCCGUCCAGGAUCGCAAGAUGCCAGAUCUUUACGAUCUUAUUGCCAACUAUGGUGAUGCCACUGCCACCUCCUGGGGCGAUGAAAGGUACAAGAUCUGGCGCCAUGCCGACACCGGCGCUGCAGUGUCUUACGUUCCUGUGGGUCAUUACGCCAUUCUUCCUGGUGAUCCUCUCUGUCACCCGAGCCAGUACUACCGUGUCGUCGUAUCCUUCCUCCAGUGGCUUAAGAAGGAAACUCGGCUCAAACCUCUUUGGCUUUUGAUCAGUCCAGAAAUGGAAGAAGUCCUUGGUGAACGUUUGGGUUGGAAAACACUUUCUUGCGUCGCAGAAGAGCGUGUCGAUCCCAACAAGAAGACUGCUGAGUCCGAUCCCGAAGUUGCCAGGAAGAUUCGCAAGGCUCAGGCUGAUGGGGUCAAGAUCACUGAUCUUGAUCCCAAAGAGCCGGUGCCUGAAUCGAUCAAGGAACGUGCAAAUGCAAGGGUCAAAGAUUGGCUGGCCAACCGCAAGGGCACACAGAUCCAUCUCUCCAACAUCGAUCUUUUCCGGGAUGAGAAGCACAGACGAUACUCGAUCGCAGAAGAUAAGGAGGGUACUCUUUGCGGUAUUGCAGUCAUGGCCGAAAUUGCUCCUCGCAGAGGAUGGCAAGCCAAGUACACCCUCGAUUUCCCAGGAGCACCCUCAGGAACGAUCGAAUACAUCACUACACACGCACUCAGUGUAGCUGCAAAUGCCGGUGUCAAGACCAUUACUUUCGGUGGUGGUGCAGCUGCUCAUUUGACUCCUGGUCACCACAUGAGUGGUACCAAGGUCAAGAUGUUGCAGGCUACAUACGAUGCUAUUGUGAAGCAGUUCAACCUAGCGAGAAAGUCGGAGUUCAGAGAGAAGAUGGGUGCCGUUGCUGAUCCUGUUUGGAUUGCUUACCCACCGCAUGGUCUUGGUUCUAGAGGUAUCAAAGCUAUUAUGCGGUAA